UAUGUAACAAGUUGCAGCUAAUCAACUACACAUUAUUUAUUGCCCCCAAAAUCAUGGUGCAAAAUAUCUAUAAUUCAAUUUCUUUUUAUUGAGAGAAAACUUGAGAUUUUGUUUGUUGAAGUUGAGCAAAUGGAUUCAAUUGAUGUUCAAAACCAACCCCUUUUGAGCACUCAAAGAUCAGCAGUGUCUGAUGACAAUCUGCUGCAACAGUUGGGUUACAAACAAGAGCUUAAUCGAAGCCUCUCGGCAAUUGCCAAUUUUGCAGUGACAUUCUCCAUCAUAUCAGUAUUAACAGGUUUAACAACAAUGUUUAAUAUGGGUUUAACAUACGGCGGACCUGUAACCAUGGUGUAUGGCUGGCCUAUUGUUGGUGUUAUGACUAUGAUGGUGGGUUUGUCCAUGGCGGAGAUUUGCUCCGCCUUCCCAACAUCUGGUGGCCUUUACUUCUGGAGUGCCAAACUUUGUGGGAAUCAUUGGGGGCCCUUUGCUUCAUGGCUCACUGGCUGGUUCAAUAUAGUUGGUCAGUGGGCUGUUACAACCAGUGUAGACUACUCUCUGGCACAGUUGAUACAGGUGAUCAUUCUACUCAGUACAGGUGGGAAAAAUGGUGGUGGUUACGAAGCAUCCAAAUAUGUCGUGAUGGGCCUUCAUGGCGGCCUACUUCUUAUACAUGCAUUGUUGAAUAGUCUCCCUAUUUCAUGGCUAUCCUUCUUAGGACAGCUUUCUGCAGCUUGGAAUGUUGCAGGUGUCUUUGUGCUUAUGAUACUCGUCCCCCUCGUUGCUAAGGAAAGGGCUAGUGCUGAGUUUGUAUUUACUCACUUCAACACUGAUAACGGCGAAGGGAUCAAAAGUGUAGUAUACAUCUUUGUCCUUGGACUUCUAAUGAGCCAAUACACUAUCCUAGGCUAUGAUGCAUCUGCUCACAUGACAGAGGAAACGAAGGAUGCAGCCAAGAAUGGACCGAAAGGAAUUAUCAGUGCCAUUGUUAUAUCAAUAAUUGUUGGCUGGGGUUACAUUGUUGGUAUUACGUUUGCUGUCACCGAUAUUCCAUACCUAUUGAGCAGCGAAAAUGAUGCUGGUGGUUAUGCUAUAGCCGAAGUAUUUUACCUAGCAUUCAAGAGUAGAUAUGGGAGUGGAACUGGUGGAAUCAUAUGCUUGUGUGUUGUUGCUGUUGCUGUAUUUUUCUGUGGCAUGAGUUCAAUGACCAGCAACUCUAGGAUGGUUUAUGCUUUCUCAAGAGACGGCGCCAUGCCAUUUUCAUCUGUUUGGCAAAAAGUGAACAAGCUAGAAAUUCCUAUUUAUUCAGUUUGGAUGUCUGCCUUCAUAUCCUUUUCCAUGGCAUUAACGUCUCUUGGAAGUUUAGUAGCAUUUGAAGCAAUGGUCUCAAUAGCAACAAUUGGAUUGUACAUAUCAUAUGCAUUGCCCAUAUUCUUCAGAGUGACUAUAGCUCGCAAAUCCUUCGUGCCAGGACCCUUCAACUUGGGGCGAUAUGGGAUACUUAUUGGAUGGAUUGCAGUUGUUUGGGUGAUUGCGAUUUCGUUGCUGUUCUCACUGCCUGUUGCCUAUCCUAUCAACACCGAGACUCUCAAUUAUACACCAGUUGCUGUUGGUGGUCUUUUGAUUCUUAUAUUAUCUUAUUGGAUUCUUAGUGCUAAAAAUUGGUUCAAAGGUCCUCUUAAGAAUGUACUAUUUUGAUCCGUCAGAUAGAUCAUAAACAUUGUGGCAUGUAGAGGCUUUUUUUUUUUACACAUUUGUGACUGAUCAAUAUAUUGAAGAGAAUUGAUA
Chenopodium quinoa (quinoa) is the source of this 1785-nucleotide messenger RNA. Its product is annotated as amino-acid permease BAT1 homolog. Gene Ontology annotation, biological process: transmembrane transport; gamma-aminobutyric acid transport. Bases 130 to 1695 code for a protein of 521 amino acids. The record is from RefSeq and is a predicted model, not a curated record. NCBI's taxonomy places the organism in Eukaryota, Viridiplantae, Streptophyta, Magnoliopsida, Caryophyllales, Amaranthaceae. Gene Ontology annotation, cellular component: membrane. Gene Ontology annotation, molecular function: L-glutamate transmembrane transporter activity; gamma-aminobutyric acid transmembrane transporter activity; L-alanine transmembrane transporter activity. The transcript has 8 exons.